AUGUCCGAUGGGCACAGCUUGGUGACGCAGCUUCAUUUGGUCAGCCAGGUGCUCGCGGUGGCAGUAUCAGCUCAGCACCUUCGCGGCGGGCGAAGUUCGUGUCAAGAGCAAGGUCAACCUCGACGAAUCAUGAUUGACACCGACCCAGGCGUUGAUGAUGCGCUGGCCAUUUUGUUGGCGUUGGCAUCUCCGGACUCGUUGUGCGUGGAAGGUCUGUCCAUCGCCCUGGGAAACGGCAAGGACAUUCGGUCACUAGGUUCCAACGCCAAGCUCUUGCUGCGCCUAGCGAAUGCCUCUGUCCCAGUGAGCUUGGGGGAGGUGCCUAGCGAAGGCGACCCUUCCGAAGGCGCCGUGGUAAGCAGAAAAGGGAUGAAGCCACAACUGGUGCAUGGGGCGGACCACUUGGGCAAUGUGGGGAAGUUGUAUGGAAAGUGCGACGCUGACUAUCAGCACUUCCACCCGCUGCCUGCACCGGAAUUCAUGUACGAUCUUUGCUCCCGUUUCCCUGGCGAAAUGACCGUGGUUUGCAUCGGUUCCCUGCACAAUUUGGCCAAAUGCCUCGAGUCCCAUCCUGAUUUGCCCAAACUGGUGCGUGAGGUGGUCGUCAUGGGCGGCGCCUACGGUGAGCGCCGCGGCAACCGCACGCCCUGCGCGGAGGCGAACUUCUUCGACGGCCCAGAGGCGGCGCAGGCUGUGCUGACCGCAGACUUUCCCAAGAUCGUGCUGGCAGGCUUGGAUAUCACCCACCAGACGGACAUGCGGGUACUUCGGCAAGCUUGUGUUGAAUCGCCAGCUCCUCUAUCCCAAUUUGUCUGGGACUUGUGCGAAAACUUCAUGAAUGUCUACCAUGAUUGGGGGGAGACUUUGGCUCCAGCGCAUGACACUGUGCCUAUCAUGUACCUCCUGCGGCCCGAUCUCUUUGAGGGGCAGGAGGUUCGAGUAGAGGUGGAGACCCAGGGGUGUCUCACUCGUGGGAUGUCCAUCGCAGACUGGAAGGGCCAGUGGGGCAAAGCUGCCAAUUGCGUGGUGCUUCGACGGAUCCUGGACCCAGAUGCCUACACGCAAAGCUUCGUGGAUGCCAUCGGGCGCCUUCCACGCAGAGUUUGUGGUUCGCUUCAACGAUGCUGUGAACCAGCUACAAGCUUCCAAAGGGAGUCAAGAGGAUCCGCGAAAGCUCUGCAGAACCCUGAGGAGAGCUGCGGAGCUCCCGCUCCAAAACCACCAGUGGAUGGCUUCGCACGAGGUCUUGUAGAGUCCCAGAAACGAUUUCAGCGGCUGCUGCGGCGCUUGCCGGCCGAGGUGAAUUGGAGUGACGAACAGUUUCACUCCGCCUUGCGGGAACUGCAGAAGGAGGAGGAGCAGCUGCUUCCAGAGGUGCAACGCCUGACCAAAGACGUCCAGGCCUUGCAGCGCGAAGCAGAGACUCAGCUCUGUGAGCUGACGGGAGAGCUCUUGGGUGCCGGCUUCGCAGAGCCGGAGACUGCAAGGCCCGUGGCUGCAGACCCACCCAAAAGCAGUGGAUCCUGUGUGAGACUGCAAGACUUGGCGCAAGACAGGUCGCGUCGCUUCGCAGAGGAAUUGGAGUUUGUGCAAUGCUUGGCGAACCCCAGCUACGUGCAGUGGUUGGCCACUGAGGGCUUUUUUCGCGAGCCCGGCUUUCAGCGAUUUCUGGAGUACCUGACCUACUGGCGACGUCCUCAAUACGUUCGCUAUAUCGUGUAUCCCCAAUGUCUGGCGGUCUUGGACCUCCUCCUACGACCUGCCGUGCGGCUGCGCUUACAGCGUGCCGACGUCAUCAGCAUCUUAGCGGAGCAGCUGCAGCAUGCCUGGGGACAGGCAGAUGAG
Messenger RNA from Cladocopium goreaui, 1845 nucleotides. Lineage: Eukaryota; Dinophyceae; Suessiales; Symbiodiniaceae. The record is from the annotation of a GenBank genome assembly.